UAGUAGUAGUAGAGAACUUCUAGAAUUUGGCUCUUUUGCACUAAUAAUUUCUGAUAAAAUCGUUGCUACUUCAGAUAAGUCAGUUGAAUCUGAAUUAUUUGUUGUAGAUAAACAAUUUAAAGAAUUUUGA
This is a messenger RNA of Scutellospora calospora, 130 nucleotides long. The record is from the annotation of a GenBank genome assembly. NCBI's taxonomy places the organism in Eukaryota, Fungi, Glomeromycota, Glomeromycetes, Diversisporales, Gigasporaceae.